AUGGGAGCUUAAUGUUGUUGUUCAUUUCCUUAAAAAUUGAUAACUAAUGAAAUAGUUAUAGAUGUGAAAGGGAGUCUUAAUACAUUAUCAAAAAAAAGUAUAAACAACGAUUAAUUGAUUGGGUUGGACAAUGUUAAUGAGAUAAAGGAAUAAUAUUAAGAUUUUGAAGUUAUAGCAGAUUCACCAUAAGAUCUUACUCCAAAAGAUGAUUAAAAUGGAUAAUAAUGUAAAAUGUUUGCAUAAUCAGAAAGCAAAGUUGAUAGUAAUUUAUAUGUAUAUUAAUAAUAUAGCAUUGCCAAAGAACGGGAUUAAAAAAAAGUUAACCGUAUCCUCUAUUGGUACAGUAAAGUUAGGAGCUGAUGUUUUUGUGAAUCUUAAGUAAGGAAGUAUCCAUAAAUAUUACACAACUGGAGAGGUUUUAGGUUAAGGAGCUUACGGGAAGGUUUGGAAGGUUACUCAUAAAAAUACUGGUAAUUAUAUUUAUGAAUUUGAGGUAUGAUUAGAGCUAUGAAAUAAUUAAAGAAAAGUUCAUUGAUAGUUGAAGAAGAAUAAAGACUAUUUGCAGAAAUGAAUAUACUAAAAAAUUUAGAUCAUCCUCACAUUGUUAAAUUAUAUGAAUUAUACUAAGAUUAAUAGAACUACUAUUUGAUAACAGAAUAUUUAUCAGGAGGUGAAUUAUUUGAUAGAAUUAAAUCUAUGACCUAUUUUAGUGAAAAAAAAGCAGCUGAAUUUAUUAGAUAAAUCUUACUUGCUGUUGUUUAUUGUCAUGAAUAAAAAAUUGUUCAUAGAGAUUUAAAACCUGAAAAUAUAUUAUUUAUUAAUGAAUCAUCUAAUUCACCAUUAAAAGUUAUAGAUUUUGGAACCUCAAGAAAAUAUGAUACUGUUAAAAAAAUGACCAAAAAACUAGGAACUGUAAGAAUUAUAUUUAUUUAUAGGCGUAUUAUAUAGCUCCUGAAGUAUUAAAAUAAGAUUACAAUGAAAAAUGCGAUGUAUGGUCAUGUGGUGUUAUUCUAUACAUUUUGUUAUGUGGAUAUCCUCCUUUUACAGGAAAAACGGAAAAAGAUAUAAUGCAUAAAGUGAGCGAGGGUAAAUUUAAAUUUGAUUGUAAUUUAUCAUUCAAACUUAGUUUAGAGGAAGAUUGGGGUUUUAUCUCAGAAGAAGCUAAAAAUUUGAUAAUCAAAAUGCUUUAAGUUAAUCCAAAUUAAAGAAUCUCAGCUAAAUAAGCUUUACAUGAUCCCUGGAUUGAUAAACAUAAUUUAAAUGAAAAAGUCAAUUAAAUUGUGUUAUAAAAUUUACAAAAAUUCCAAGUACUAUUAUAUUAUAUCUCUAUAUAGGCUAAAUCUAUUUUUACUUAAGCUGUUCUUUCUUAUAUAGCAUGUUAAAUGACUUCUUAAUAGGAAUAAGAUGAAUUAGUGAAAACAUUCUAAACAUUGGAUCAAGAUAAGAAUGGAAUAUUAUCAAAAGAUGAAUUGAUUGAAGGUUAUACUUUAGUUUUAAAAGAUAAAGAUUUAGCAAUUAAAGAAGUCAAUAAGAUUCUUUAAAUUGUAGAUCUUAAUUAAAGUGGAUAAGUUGAUUUCUCAGGUAAUACUUAUAUAUUUAUUAUUAGAAUUUUUGAUGGCAGCUAUGAACUAAGAAAAACUAGUUUCACUUGAAAGAGUUAAGGCAGCCUUUAAGAUAUUCGAUGCUAAUGAUGAUGGGAAAAUAUCAAAAGAAGAACUAGAAAAUAUGAUUGGGAGUAUUGAUGAAGAACUUUGGCAAUAGAUUCUAACUGAAUGUAAGGCAGAAGGAGAAAUCACAGAAAAAGAAUUUAUUGAAAUACUACUUAAUCAAAAGCUUUGA
Paramecium pentaurelia is the source of this 1839-nucleotide messenger RNA. NCBI's taxonomy places the organism in Eukaryota, Ciliophora, Oligohymenophorea, Peniculida, Parameciidae. The record is from the annotation of a GenBank genome assembly.